This is a messenger RNA of Diprion similis, 1345 nucleotides long. RefSeq names its product 26S proteasome non-ATPase regulatory subunit 13 (gene Rpn9). The transcript has 5 exons. The record is from RefSeq and is a predicted model, not a curated record. Lineage: Eukaryota; Metazoa; Arthropoda; Insecta; Hymenoptera; Diprionidae. Gene Ontology annotation, molecular function: structural molecule activity. Bases 48 to 1214 code for a protein of 388 amino acids. Gene Ontology annotation, biological process: ubiquitin-dependent protein catabolic process. Gene Ontology annotation, cellular component: proteasome regulatory particle, lid subcomplex; nucleus; cytosol.
GUUGACGCCAGUCUGUAAUCUGGAUUGUCGGGUCACUGUUGUUAAACAUGGCGGCUGCAGUUGCUUCAAGUGCCACAAAGGAUGUCACAUCAUAUUUAUCCCAAAAACAAAACGUUCCCGAUAAGGACUUAGCAUCGGAAUGGGCGCAGCUCGAAGAACUAUACAACAAGAAGCUUUGGCAUCAGCUCACGUUGAAGUUGGAAGCAUUUGUAAAACAUCCUGCCCUACAGCAAGGCGAUAAUCUUGUACAACUGUACAAUCAUUUUUUGUCAACCUUCGAAAAUAAGAUUAAUCCGCUAUCGUUGGUUGAAAUUUUGGCACAUGUAAUUCAGCAAUUUCCGGAUAAGCAAGAGGCUAUAACAUUCUUAGAGAAAACAGAAUCAAAAAUAAAAAAUAAUAAUGAAGCAGUUGCUUUAUGCAAAGUUCUAAGUGGACAAAUUCUGCUGGACAAGCUUAAUGAUCAGGACAGAGCGAAGAAAGUCAUUGAAGAGGUUGAGUUGAUGCUUGACAAUGCAGACGGAAUUACAACUGUACAUGGUAGAUUUUAUCUCCUUGCAAGUAGACUCUAUAGACUACAAGGAAAACAUGCAGAAUAUUAUCGUACAGCCCUUAGGUAUCUUGGUUGCAUUGACCUGGACACCUUGAGUAAGCAAGAGCAAGAACAACAUGCCUUUUUCCUUGGGCUUGCAGCACUUUUAGGAGAGGGUGUUUAUAACCUUGGCGAGCUUUUGGCUCAUCCUGUAUUAGAGUCUUUGAAGGGUACCUCCAAUGCUUGGUUGGUAGAUCUACUCCAAGCGUUUAAUGCCGGGAACAUUGCGGCCCUAGAAAAAACAAAGCCACAAUGGAGUAAAGUAGCUGAUUUAGCUGCACAGGAAUUGAAGCUCAGACAGAAGAUUUCCCUCUUGUGUCUAAUGGAGAUGACAUUCAAACGGCAAGCUAAUAAUCGGCAGCUGACGUUUGCUGAAAUCUCACACGAGACCCGAUUGCCUAUUGGCGAGGUUGAACUUCUUGUUAUGAAAGCAUUGGCACAGGGUUUGGUUCGUGGCGCUAUUGAUCAAGUAGCUGCAACAGUGAACAUGACUUGGGUACAGCCACGAGUAUUGGAUCGUGCACAGAUAGCUGGAAUGGUACAGCGAUUAGAGGGAUGGUGUAAAGACGUCAAUUCAAUGGAGAGUCUUCUCGAAACUCGGGCAUCUGAAAUUCUUACUCUCUAAUGUUGUGUCCCAAACUGGGACCGUGUUCGAUGAAACAACGCAGUUUAGAAAUUUGAAACUUGUUGAAACACACUGUAACGUACAUGCGUAAUAACGGCGACACUUUUAACAGUACGUAAUCGAGUUCUUCA